AUGGAAACCUCACAUGCAAAUGUGGAUCCAAUUGUUCCACCACCGAGCGACAAUCCAUCAAGCCCGGGUGUUGAUGCUGAUCUCAACAAGGACUCUGACCAUCUUGAAGAUGUGAUUUCUGCACAUCCAGAGAAGACUCAUGCAUCUGAGGUGUUGUUCUCUUCUCAACUUGACUCCAAUCUAAAUGUCUCUGAAGAGGUAAUUAUUCAAAAUCCUACUCCUUCAGUUGAUGAAGAUGUGCAUAUAGAGGGUGAUGUGGGUGAAGAUGAAGAACCAACGACAGAGGAUGUGUUAAUCAGCACUCUUGGUGCCUCUGCAACUGCUACUCUUAAACGACAAAAGAAGAAGAUUGUUAGGAAGUACUCUACUCGUUCUUCUGGAAAACAGUUGGGUUUGGGACAGAGUGAGAACAAGAAGAGUAAGAAGGUAAUUGUGAUUGAUGAUGACACUCCAAUUCUGAAGACCAUCAAGAGAAAGCUUCAAGAUGUUAAUGUUAAUAUUGAUGAUGAUGAGACUCCAACUGUGGGGUUGUAUAUGCCUGACACUGGUACAGCUGCUAGAAAACGCAAGAUUGGGAAGAGAAUUCAAGAAAAUGUACCUGCUGCUCCCUUGGACAACAUUUCCUUUCAUUCUGAAGAAAAUGUAGGUAAGUGGAAGUAUGUUUUUCAUCGCAGGAUUGCUCAAGAGAGGGAAUUGAAUGGUGAGAUUCUGAAUUGUCAAGAAAUUAUGGAAUUGCUUGAGGCUGCUGGUUUGAUGAAAACUAUUACUGAGAUAGGCAGGUCCUAUGACAAGAGCAUUGAUGACACUGUUAGUGAAGAUAUAUCUUUGAGUGCUAUCACUACUGAACUCACAGCUGGUCAAGUUAAGGAGUGGCCUGUCAAAGGUUUGUUGUCUGCUGCACAUUUCAGUGUGAAGGAUGCUAUUUUGAAUCGCAUAGGUGCUGCAAAUUGGGCUCCCACCACACACACCUCAAUGUUUCUUCAGCAUGCUGAUACCUUUGCUGUCAAGAUACAUAUUGGUUUUCCUUGUUUAAUAUCUGAGAUUAUUUUGAGUCAACAUCCUCAAAUUGUCAUUGCUGAUGAGUUCCCUAGCAAGAAAGCUAGUCCUCUCACUGUUAAUUACAGGCUGCUAGUUGGUGCUCAUGUUCGUGAUGUUGCUGGUUUGGCUGAGAUGACUCAGGGGGAGGGUUCCUCCUCUCAGAAGACUCCUGGUACUCUUCUUGAUGAGCUUAUGGCGGUGUCCAAGAUGCUUCAGGACACAAUUUCUAGCUGUACCUUGAGGAAGAAGAAUGUGGAUAGUCUCAUCGUGGAGCUGACCAAAGGGAAGAUGAUUCAUGAGGACAAUAUGGAUGCUGGUGCUCAGAAUGAUGCUGGUACUUCUGAUGAUGACACUAAUGCUAGUGAUUAG
Molecule: messenger RNA, 1407 nt
Organism: Lotus japonicus
Lineage: Eukaryota; Viridiplantae; Streptophyta; Magnoliopsida; Fabales; Fabaceae
Exons: 3
Coding region: 1-1407 (468 amino acids)
Source: RefSeq, a predicted model, not a curated record